AGAAUAUUAUUUAUCUUGAUAUAUUUGGAAAGAAUCUGGGAUGACUGUUACUGCCUACAGCUGUGCAGGGAAGUGUGAUAGGCUCCAGGAGCAGUGGAGGAGCCCAACAUGUCCCUCUGUCCCUCCACUUUAAGUGUUACCCAGCUUCCUGAUCCCACCUGGCUUUUGCACCCAAGUCAGCCACUGAACAGACUGAAUAGCCAGGCAGAGACAGUGUGGAGAUGCCCUUGCAGCAGUGAAAACUUCAGGUACGGUUUGGUGUUCCUCUUCUCGCCAGCCCUUGUUUUGCUGGUUAUUGGAUAUUUCUUGAACAGCAAGACCUGGAAACUCUUUACAGGCUGCUGGGUGAAUCCCAGAAAAAUAUUCCCCAGAGGCAAUGUCUGCCAUUUCUUUUACGUCUUUGGACAAAUCACUUUAAAUGCUCUGGUAGCCCCAGUGAUGUGGCUUUCCGUGGCUUUGCUCAACGGGACUUUUUACGAAUGUGCCAUGAGUGGCUUGGAAAAUCCCGCCUACUUACACGCAGUUUGUCACAGAAAAUCGGAGAACUGCUUUGAAGAGCUACACAAGGUACCCUGUGACAAAAGCUCCCUACCCUUUCCAGAGAGUGACGAACUGAAAAGAACACUUCAAGCACAGUCCCAGAUUUUAGGCUGGUGUGUGAUAGUUACUGCAACUCUCCUCUCCCUGCUAACCACUUGCUGUGCCAGCUGCCAGUCAAAAGUCAGCCACCUCCAGCUGAUGUUCUGGAGAGUGUAUGAGGGGACAGAGAAGGAGCAACUGGAGCAGAUUUUCCAGCUGUAUGCCACCAAGCUGAGCGAGCGAAACCUCAAGUGCUUUUUUGAAAACAAGGAACCAGAACCCAUUUCCCUGCCAACCUUCCAGGCAUGGGAAGAUGCUUCCCAGCUCUACUCUUUCAGCAGCAGCAAACAGCAUUACAGCACGAUUCACAGGCUAGUUGAAGAAGGCCAGAAAGGAACCAGUGAGGAAAGAGAGACAAUGCUGGACCUUGCGGACAGAAGGGAAAUACCAUAGACCAAGUAUAUUUUCAGCUUUUUCAUAUCUUGGAAAUAUGGCAUACUUCUAGCUGGAUUUGUCUCUAUAUUUUUUCACAAUGGCCUCUUUCUUCUUCAUCAUGCUUCCUCCCAAUAAGAUACUUGCUCCAAAAGGAUGGAAUGAUUUCCCUAAGCGAGUGAAAAGGCUGCAGUAUUGCACAGCACGCAGGGUUCAUGUCACUGGCUCAGCAUCAAGAGCUGACAACACAAAGAAAUUAAUAAUAGCUUCUACAAGAGGGUUUUAAUAACAUGCUAUGUAAAAUGUGCUAUAGUGUGCUUGUCCUAUGUAAAUCAAGAGACUAUCAACAAGUAAAGUAAUUUAAAGUGUGGGAAUAUAAUAACAAGAUACAUGAAGCUUUCUGACAGCCCACAGAAAGUAAAGGUUUUCUGUCCAGGUCAUUUCCAGGCUAAUUGCAGGUACAGCCUUGUUUUGAGGCACCAGUGAUCCCUCAAGGCUUCUCUGUCUUUGGAUAUUUUGCCUCUGUAGAACAUGUCCCUAUUAUCUGCUCCCAAUCUAGACCUUCUCUUUGUAUGAUAUAAAGUUUUAGUUUUGAGUGAGUUUCAGGCACUGGGUGCAGCCUGUAGUGCUAUGUAAUAUUGUUGUUUCUGGGCCUGCAGCCAGCGUACAACAGAGAGUCUGGAAGGAAUUUCAAAUUUUUAAGACAAGAAAAUAAUUUUGCAGAAGAUUGACUUUAUUUUUUUUUAAUAUCCUAGGAAAACUUAGUGUCUGGAGCAAGAAGAGCCAGCACGUGAGGCAACUACAGAGUCAGUGCCUCUGAAAAAUGCAUUUCACCCAGAGCCCUGUGCUUUAUCUCACCCACUUGGAAUUCAUCACUCGGCUCUCAGGGUGUUCAGAAUAUUCGCAGAAUAUUGUCCUGUAUAAAAGGACAACAAAAUUAUUUUCCCUAGGGUACCUGAGCCGGCUUUUGUGCAGCAUUUUCUUGCCAGUCCCUCUGAGUCUGCAAAGAAUCACAGUUUUGCUGUGCUCUAACCAUGCUCUUCUCUACAAACCAGGGCAUUCUGCCCAGCUGUUCUCAUACUCAUUGGGCUUCUGCAGGUAAAAGCAUCUAUAUACAGACCAUUACUGUUUAUGAAAUAAAACACAAGAGUUAAUUCAACUCUCUGGUUA
Sturnus vulgaris (Common starling) is the source of this 2181-nucleotide messenger RNA. NCBI's taxonomy places the organism in Eukaryota, Metazoa, Chordata, Aves, Passeriformes, Sturnidae. The record is from RefSeq and is a predicted model, not a curated record.